This is a messenger RNA of Camelina sativa (false flax), 1203 nucleotides long. RefSeq lists its product as uncharacterized. The record is from RefSeq and is a predicted model, not a curated record. NCBI's taxonomy places the organism in Eukaryota, Viridiplantae, Streptophyta, Magnoliopsida, Brassicales, Brassicaceae. Gene Ontology annotation, cellular component: peroxisome. Gene Ontology annotation, biological process: regulation of gene expression.
UUGAAGGUUCUGCUAAAACCCUCUUUGCUUACCACUUGCCUAAGCAGAGCCACGAUCUGCUUAUUAUCAAUAUAUAGAUCCAAGCGGACCCAGAUCUGCUGCUUAUAACCUCUCUCAGGGUUUCAAGUAUCCAUUCUUGAAUAAUGGAGAAGCCUGCGAAGGAGGCAGCUGCGGCCCCAGUAUCGUUAUAUUGGGACAUAAAGAGGUUUCCGGUCCCCGAUGGCUAUGAUGCUCGUCGGGUGGGUCCGUGUAUCAAACAGAAUUUGAGGAAGUUAGGCUACACUGGUCCUGUCACCAUCAUUGCCAUUGGCGUACUAACAGAGGUCCCCUUUGGCAUCCUUGAAUCCCUCUAUUCUACUGGGAUCACUCUUAAGAACGUGGGCUGCACUCCCAGAGACGCUAUGAGUCUAAUCAUUGUCAAAAAUGGUACUGUUCCAGCCCCCGGUAAUAUGAUGUUCCUAUCCGCUCCACCAAACUGCUUUCAGCCAUUCUACUAUACGCAUGUUGACGAGUUACGUAAGAAGGGACACUACACUACUUUACUGUUUGCACGUAAUUCUCAAGAUCAAAAGUGCCUCUGGGAAGAUAACUUGCUUCUGGCAGAUCCAGGGGUACUUGAGGGCGAUAAGUGCGGUGAAACCGGUAAACCUUCCAUGUGGGAUUGCGCCGUGUGCCAUUGUCUUCGUGGCUAUGGCUUUCAAAAUUUUCUCGAGCAUCUUUCUACUCGGCAACAUAAACAAUUGUUUUCCCUCUGGAAUACAGAUGCCACCUUUGACGACUCGAAAUCUGACUCUGGCGUGGAGGCUCCUAAAAUCAUAGUGCGCAGGACAAUAUUGAGUAAAAAUCAAGGUCUUUUUUCCCGGACAAUGCUACAAUUAGGGCUUACUAACUACAAGAAGAGUAGGCUCACUACCGAAAGUAACUACAAGAAGAGUAGGCUCACUACCGAAAGUAAGUAACUACAAGAAGAGUGGACGUGAAGAAGAAGAGUACAUGUCCCUUGGUGUUGUUCUUCUCUGAGUCCUUUUGGUAUGGUGUGAAACUGUGAAUGGUUUGUUCUACUUCUAGGUUCUAGCGGCAAGCAAGACAACAUAUUAAAGUCUAGAUGUUUGACUUAUCUACAAUAGCAAAACAUGUAUUAAAACUGUAUUAUACUAGUAUUAGACAAACGGGAACAGAGGUAUUAUUAUACUAAUUAUUUUA